Messenger RNA from Dromiciops gliroides (monito del monte), 2641 nucleotides. It is a transcript of the gene LAT2, whose product is annotated as linker for activation of T cells family member 2. The transcript is spliced from 13 exons. NCBI's taxonomy places the organism in Eukaryota, Metazoa, Chordata, Mammalia, Microbiotheria, Microbiotheriidae. The record is from RefSeq and is a predicted model, not a curated record. Gene Ontology annotation, biological process: B cell receptor signaling pathway; calcium-mediated signaling; B cell activation. Bases 174 to 758 code for a protein of 194 amino acids. Gene Ontology annotation, cellular component: plasma membrane.
UCCAGAGGAGAGGCGGAUGUUUGAGGGGAGUGAUUCAGAAGGUGACAGGAAGCUAGCAGCCUGCCUGCCAUCCUUCUGGGUUGGUGACAGCAGAGAGAGCAGGGACCAGAGAGAGAUGGGCCUCCCAGAGUGAAGACAGCUGCCAGGCUCCUAGGCAGAAGACUCCCAGAGACAUGGAGCAUGCAGAGCUGCUCGGGGCCGGAGCUACCCUUCUGCUGCUCGGGGCUGUGGCGGGCAUGUGCGUGUGGUGCCCCCGCUUAGGUACGAGAAGGUCCAAGCAGAUCUUUUAUGAGCAGAGGGAUGAAGGACGACACAGUUUUGCAGUUGCCCGGACCUUUUCUAUAGCAGGCAUGGUCCCAGAGGUGGCUGACUAUUCCACCGUUCAGUGCCCUGAGACAAGGAAGGACAAAUGGCUGUACUCUACUGCUGGUGCGGAAGAUCCUGACAACCCCAGGUAUCAGAACCUCUGGAAAGGAAGCAGAAGAGAGUCAGAGCCAGCCUAUGUAGAUCCCAUUGUGACAGAUUAUUACAACUUUGGGCAGUUCCAGAGGCCACCGAAAGAUGACGAUGAUACCGUUUCCUACGAGAAUAUUUUGAUCUGCAAACCCAUGGAGGAAGAAGCUGACGAGGAACUGGAGGAUUAUCAGAACUCAGCAUCCAUUGAGCAGUGGAGACAGUCAGUAAAGAUGGCAAGAACUUCAGAGGACAACUCCAGUGAGCCGGAUUAUGUGAAUGGAGAAGUGGGUGUCAUGCAGUAAGAAAGUAAAAGGAGGUUGUGAGAGGUAGCCAGGGUGAGGAGCAGAAGGAAGCUAUGGCCACUCGUGGAAGAUCUGCCCUACUGCAUCCCGUCCAAGCCAACUCUCCGUGGAAGGAUUUGCCCCCUAAACUCGCCCACGGGUCACUACCCCUCCCCCCCUCCCCCUGGAGUGGCUCCAGUUGGUCAAAGUGAAGCCCAACAUUUGGUCCCUGAGACUGGCAUAUGGCGGCCCCAAGACACUCGGCUUCUGGUGUGGGAAGGACCUAUGGUCCAACUCUCCUGGAAAUUCAGCCUCGACAGGCUGGGGAGGCUCCGAGGACCACGGAAUUCCUGAUGUCUCCCCCUCCUAGGGCCAAAGGGCCAGUCUCUCAUUGCCCGAGGUUCUGUCUGGCUUGCUACCUGUUAGAAAGAAGCUGUGUCCGUGGUAUAGUGAAAGGCACCCUUAGAUUUGUAGUCAAGGGGCCUGUUGCUUACUUACCUACCUGCUUUUGGGCAGGUCUCUUAAAAUCACCAGGAAUCAGUUUUCCCAUCUGUAAAAUGGGGGCGAGUGGACCAAAAGGCUUCUUCUGAGAUCAUUUCUAGCUCUGAAUUUAUGAUUCGACCAUCCUGUGAGACCCUUCUUGGGUCCCUGGGGUCUGCGUCCAGGGGGCGGAGCUUCUUCUUGGUGUUGUUAUUUAUGUAGGAGAGUCUGUAUUUUAUCUUGUAAAUGACCUCGAGGUUUUGUCCCUCACAGAGCAUUACAUUCAUAUAAUCUCUAAUAUAUUAACUGUGAUCAAAGUAUCGGUUCUCUUUUUGCCCCGUGUUGGUCUGCCGACUCUUCAGACAGGCUGACUGGCCUCUGAGAUCCCAGGUUCAAAUCCUGGCACAGCUACUCAUGCCUGGUAACCCAGGUGACUUUUGGCAAUCAGUGUUUAUCAGGGACGUCAGGCGUGCCAAGCCCCCUGUGUGAGGCCCUGGGGCACUGUGGUCUCCUGGGGGGCAGGCAGCAAUAGAUGGUCAUUGAUCCUCCACCUCUGUCCUCUCAUUUUACUUCUCUGAAGUGCCAGGGAGAAGGCUGGAACCAGAGCCCAGGCUUGGUGAUGGCUGGUCCGCUGCACUUCCCAUCGCUCCAUGGCCCCUUUGGGGAUAGCACAAAAUAUACCAUGAUCCCUUGAGCUGAUGUCCAGAAGUCCCACAGAUGGGGGACUGGACACGAUCCCUGUUGCUCUUGGAGGAACCGAGAAAUGAAACCAGAAAAGGCAUCCUUUAACUCUCCCUUUGUUUGGCAGGAGGGGGUCUGGGGGCACCAAGAGUGGGUGGGGCUAUGGUGAGGAGCACCCCUUCUCAGGCUGGGUUUGCAGUGGGGUGAAGCUUGCUGGAAGAAAAGGCCGGCAGAAUGUAAUGUAAGGGCCACUGGACAAAUCAACCACAGGAGUACAAAGUUGGUUAGCAGGGACCUUCUUAAAGGAGGAAAACAUCCCAUUUUACAGAAGGGGAAACUGAGGCCCAGUGGGAAGAGUUUGAAUUGGAAAAGCCACAACUAGGGACAGAAGAUGCUAUGCCUUAAUGUUCCCUCUCCCCCAGACUAAACUCUCACAAUAAAUGGUUUGGGUGCUAAGCAAUAAUUUCCUUUGUUUCACUGGGUACAGUCAGGCUUUUGCUCCAUUCAUAGACAGAUUUGUUAUUCCAGGAAUCCAGGAUUUUGUGGGUGUGGGAACCUCCCCUCCACUGACAGAGAUCACCAGCCCUCCCAGCCUUAGCACGCACUCUGGCUAAAACAAUUCCUCAAAAAUUAUAAAUAUUGGAGAUGUGAGAAAGUUGGAACACUAAUGCAUUGUUGGUGGAGUUGUGAACUGAUCCAACCAUUCUGGAGAGCAAUUUGGAACUGUGCCCAAAACUAUGCAU